Messenger RNA from Zootoca vivipara (common lizard), 3684 nucleotides. RefSeq names its product pre-mRNA processing factor 40B (gene PRPF40B). Gene Ontology annotation, biological process: mRNA cis splicing, via spliceosome. Gene Ontology annotation, molecular function: RNA binding; protein binding. NCBI's taxonomy places the organism in Eukaryota, Metazoa, Chordata, Lepidosauria, Squamata, Lacertidae. The record is from RefSeq and is a predicted model, not a curated record. Gene Ontology annotation, cellular component: U2-type prespliceosome; U1 snRNP.
CUCCUCUCCCUCAUCCCGCCUCCUCCAAUCGCGACCGCCCUUACUGCCGGGUGGGCUGAGCUGCCCGCCUGCACGCCCAGCUGAUCCGAGGCUCGGCCAUGUCAGCUCCAGAUUCAGGCAGUGGCCCUCCGCCUGGGCAGCCAGCCCCAUUUCCUCCAGCUCCACCGCCACCACCAAUUCUGCCUCCCCCCUUUAUGCCUCAUCCUGGGAUCCCACCUCCGUUCCCUCCAAUGGGGUUGCCCCCAUUGGGACCGCGCCCGCCCCCUAUGCCGCCCAUGCCUCCGGGCAUGUUGCCUCCCCCCCCAAUGAUCCCACCCAUGCCUGGGCCACCACCCCUUGGACAGAUGCCCACAAUGGUACCACCAAUGCUGCCUGGGAUGAUAAUGCCUGGGGUGCCAGGUGGGCCUGUUGCUGUCUCUGGAGGGGCAGGUCCUGCAACAGACCCAUCCAAUGCCACGGCGACCCAAGGAGCCCCUGUGAAGCCUUCAUGGACUGAGCAUCGGGCUCCAGAUGGGCGAGUUUAUUACUACAAUUCUGAAACCAAACAGUCAAGCUGGGAGAAGCCAGAUGAGCUGAAGUCCAAGGCAGAACUCCUGUUGUCGCACUGCCCCUGGCGUGAGUACCGCUCGGAGACCGGGAAACCUUAUUACUACAACACUCAGAGCAAGGAGUCCCGCUGGACCCGUCCCCGUGACCUUGAUGACAUUGAAGCACUGAUCAAGGAGGAGGAAGAAGAAGCAGAGAGGCAACAGCAGCCUCAGCAACCAGAGGCGCCACCGUCGGGCCCUGAGAGCCCCGCCCCAUCCUCCGCAGCCACCUCAGACACAGAAGGCACCGGGGGCAUCGAAGGACAGGAAACGGCAGGCACUGAGGGCGGGCCGACUGUAGCUGAGGAGGAGAUCGCAAGCAGUGGUGAUCCUGUCCGGAGAGACGAGGAAGAGCGUGGCACUGGCAAUGCCUGGAGCAACAAGGAAGAGGCCAAACAAGCUUUUAAGGAGCUGCUGAAGGACAAGGGUGUCCCAGCAAGUGCAUCGUGGGAGCAGGCCAUGAAGCUCAUUAGCACCGACCCGCGGUUCAGCGCUUUGCCCAAGCCGAGCGAGAAGAAGCAGGCUUUCAAUGCUUACAAGGCUCAGCGGGACAAGGAGGAGAAGGAAGAGGCCCGGCUCCGGGCCAAGGAAGCCAAAGAGGAGCUGCAGCGCUUCCUGGAGCAGCACAGCAAGAUGAGCUCCAUCACCCGCUACAGGAAAGCUGAGCAGAUGUUUGGGGAGCUGGAAGUGUGGGCUGUGGUGCCAGAGCGCGACCGCAAGGAGAUCUACGAUGACGUUCUCUUCUUCCUGGCCAAAAAGGAGAAGGAGCAUGCCAAGCAGCUGCGCAAGAGGAACAUCCAGGCUCUGAAGAGCAUCUUGGACAGCAUGAGCCGGGUCAGCUUCCAGACCACCUGGUCCGAAGCCCAGCAGUUCCUCAUGGACAACCCCAGUUUUGCUGAGGAUGAAGACCUGCAAAACAUGGACAAGGAGGAUGCCUUGAUCUGCUUUGAGGAGCACAUCCGGACCCUGGAAAGAGAGGAGGAGGAGGAACGUGAGCGCGGCCGGCUGCGGGAGAGGCGCCAGCAGCGCAAGAACAGGGAAGCCUUCCAGGCCUUCUUGGACGAGCUUCACGAGAGUGGCCGCCUGCACUCCAUGUCCACUUGGAUGGAGCUGUACCCCUCCCUCAGCACCGACAGACGCUUUGCCAACAUGUUGGGCCAGCCUGGCUCCACCCCACUGGACCUGUUCAAGUUCUACGUGGAAGACCUGAAGGCCCGCUUCCAUGAUGAAAAGAAGAUCAUCAAGGACAUUCUGAAGGACCGGAGCUUCAGCGUAGAAAUAAACACAACCUUUGAGGACUUCGCCCAUGUCAUCAGUUUUGACAAGCGUGCUGCCACGCUGGAUGCCGGCAACAUUAAGCUGACUUUCAACAGUCUGCUGGAAAAGGCUGAGGCACGGGAGCGUGAACGGGAGAAGGAAGAAACUCGCAAGAUGCGGCGCAAGGAGGCGGCAUUCAAGAGCAUGUUGCGCCAGGCAGCUCCUCCACUGGAACCGAACACUGCCUGGGAUGAGGUCCGAGAGCGGUUUGUCAACAACGUAGCCUUUGAGCAGAUCACGCUGGAGUCAGAGCGGAUCCGCCUUUUUCGUGAGUUCCUGCAACUAGUAGAGUCCGAGUGCCAGCAUUUCCAUGCCAAGGCCAAGAAACAUACCAAGAAGCCCAAGAAGCACCAUCGCAAGCGGUCUGCUUCGGGCUCAGAGUCAGGCUCAGACCACCCCCAUCGCACAGCCAAGCACAAGAAACGAAACCAUUCGGAAUCGGCUGGUUCAGGACCAUCGUCGUCACCUGAUUCAGAGCACAGCACCAGGCGCUCCAAGAGGCAGAAGAAGAAAAGCAAGAAAAAGAGGCACAAAUCGAACAGCCCUGAAAGCGAAGCUGAGCACAAGAAGGACCCGACCCGACCAGACGAGUGGGAGCGAGAGAAGGCCCCUCCGCGACCUGAGGGAAGAGGCCACUCCCCUCCCCGGGGCACCAGGAGGGAGCGGAGUGGCUGGGAUACCUCAGAGAGCGAAGAGCUCAGUGAAGGGGAGCUGGAACAUCGGCGCCGGACUCUGCUGCAGCAACUGGGCGACCAGUAACCACCGCAGCCUCUUUGGAGGCUCCCCUUCCACACACGCCAGACCCAAUUGGUCCUUGUUCCUGCGUAGGCCGUGCCUUCCUUUGGCUGCGUCAGCGCCCAAGCCAAGCGUGCACACUGCUCUGGCCCGGAACCUGCACAAUUGGGCUGCAGUGCCCCCCCCACAACCCCUGCUUGCUUCUGAGUCGGGAGCAGGCCCUGCCCACUGGCAGGGACAGCCUCCAUCAAUUCCCCCUGUCUGCAUGGAGCCACCAGGACAGGGAGGAAGGAUUUGGAUGUACUAUCUGGACCUAAAAUUCAGAACCAGCCCUGGGCCUGAAGAGGAUUAGGAGGAAUAGGGUUAGGGGCUCCUCCCUGCAUCAGUUGGCAACGUAGCACAGGAGCAAAUGGCAUCUCUUCUCGACGUUUCACCAGGGCUACACCUCCUUGGCCUAGAACCAGAAUGGCAGGGUCCAGUUUGUUUAUCACAGCAUCAGCCCUGCCUGGGGAAUGUGGUCCAGGAAUGGGGACAGGAUGUAUGUUCCUGGUUGUUUUUUUGUUCUUUUUUUAAAAAAAGGUUUGUCUCAGUGACUGGAUCCUUCUUUCUGGUUGCAGUACCCCUUGUGUGUUGAGGAUUCAGUGGGAUUUUUCAAACAAUAUUUAUAAUAAACUUGGACUAGAAUUAUCCUUCUCUGGUGGGCCUCCUGUAGAAGACUGGUUUAAAUUUGAGAAAUCCGAAGCUUGGGUUACCUUUCUUUCCUGGACCUUUUUGGGAAAAUAUUGGGGUGGGUGCGUUUUGUUGCAUACCACAGAUCUGUGGCUGCGUCUGCUCACCAGCAUAGUGGGGAUGGGGAUUUUCGGAGGAGGGCAACAAAGGUGUGUUUUACACCGGCUUGCACAUUGUGGGCAGAUGUGCAAAGGAGGGAGGAGAGUCAAGUCGCAAAAGGAAAGCCGUGCAGAAUCAUGGAAGUGCAUAUAAUAAACAAAGCACAAGCAUAUUGUGUAUAUAUGCAACAAUAAAUAUGCACAGAGACAUUCGUCAG